This is a messenger RNA of Engraulis encrasicolus (European anchovy), 1389 nucleotides long. RefSeq names its product transmembrane protein 182-like. The record is from RefSeq and is a predicted model, not a curated record. The transcript has 5 exons. The coding region runs from base 265 to 1047 and encodes 260 amino acids. Gene Ontology annotation, cellular component: membrane. NCBI's taxonomy places the organism in Eukaryota, Metazoa, Chordata, Actinopteri, Clupeiformes, Engraulidae.
CACUUAAAAUAAGAUGGCUAUCACAACUGAAACAGAGCAAUGUGUAUUAGUAUACAGUACUUUAAUACUAACUAGUGAGAGAGACCAGUAAGUUGCUUCACUGGGUGAAUGCAUGAAACGCUGAUCUGACAGGACAAGACCGGUUGAAGACACAGGAGAUUUGAGGCACUCUGUAGUGUACGCGACCAAAACCUGUCGGAUCGUCCCAAUCAAGGGAACUUUUUUCCCCCCUUAAUUGGCUCGUCAUGGUCAACAUGUGACAGGAUGACGAGGACACAUGGACGGAGGAGGGGUUGUUUUAAACCUCCGGUGAUGAUGAUGGAUGUCACCUGGUUCUGGUCUGGGUUCUCCGGGGCAGUGGCAGCCCUGCUCCUGCUUAUCUCCUUCACCACAGACUACUGGCUGCUGGGCACGGAGACGUGCACCUCGAAGGAUACCGCACCAGUUAUCUAUCAUGAGGGUUUGUUGUGGAGAUGCGUUGUCAAGGGAACUGGGGAGGAUGAUUCUUUCUGGACAUUCUGGGGUAUCCAGUCCACAACAGAGAUUUGUUCUCAUGCGUAUCUUUUCCCCACACCAAUCUAUGACACUGCCAUCACUGCCACCCCUGCCACUUCAAAUGCCAGUGCCACGGAUGCAGCUGAAGUCUACAGGGGGCUGUGGAUCAUGUUCAUAAGCAUGGGCAUCAGCGCGGUGCUACUGGCAGGCUUCCUGGGUAUUGGGGCUGGCACAUCAGGCAAGGCCUCGCUCUGCAAGGCCGCAGGAGGCCUGUUCCUCACAGGCGGUCUUCUUACACUGUGCGUGCUGGUCUUGCACGUGGUCUGGUUCUAUGGGACGGCCACGUUGGAGGACUAUGCCGUGCAGCAGAGGAGAUGGGCGUGCAUGAGCUUCCACCUGAGUGUGCGUCACGGUCCGUCCUUCAUGCUGGCUCCUGUGGGGGUCUUCUUCUCCCUCCUCAGUGGAUCGCUCCACCUCGCCCUGGAGAGAAGACUGAGAAAACAGCAGAUUGGGAGUCUGAUAAUUGCAGAGAUAGAGGACUUUGAGGACUGAGAGAAUUACCACGUUGUACAUUCCAAUGAAAGGCCUGAAUGUGUAGGCCUAUAGCCAGGAGAACCCUGGGUAACGCUUUAGAACAGGGGUGCUCAACUAGAAACUGAAAAGGUCCACUCGCCAAAUUUAGCUCUUGCUCACUCACUGAGUUGUCAUAGUGAUGAUACUUUUAUUUGUCAUAAGACUGGCUUUGCAGAAAUACACCUAUAGAUCGCAUGGCAGCGAAAUCUCAUGUAUAAUUUAUACAUAUUAAAUACAGAUGGAUUUUGUCUUGGUCCGGAUGACAUUGCGUUUGGGUCCGCAUCCGGACCUGGGUCCGCCAGUUGAGCACCCCUGCUUUAG